Molecule: messenger RNA, 1230 nt
Organism: Penaeus monodon (black tiger shrimp)
Lineage: Eukaryota; Metazoa; Arthropoda; Malacostraca; Decapoda; Penaeidae
Product: facilitated trehalose transporter Tret1-like
Exons: 3
Coding region: 9-1229 (406 amino acids)
Biological process (GO): transmembrane transport
Cellular component (GO): membrane
Molecular function (GO): transmembrane transporter activity
Source: RefSeq, a predicted model, not a curated record
GCGUGGCCAUGACCCUGGCCGUGGGCCCUCUCAUCGAGUUCGCGGGGCCGACGCGCCUCCUGCGGGCGCUGCUCUUCCUCGCCGGGGUCCUGUGGCUCCUGCAGGCCUUCACGCCCUACCUGUCGCUCCUGUACCUCGGGCGCCUCGGCUCCUGCCUCGCCUUCAACGUGGUGGGGCCCUUGGCGCCGGCCCUCAUCUCCGAGCUGGUCGAGCCCUCCGUCAGGGGCUCCCUCGUCGCCGUCGUGGAGGCGCUGGUGGCCCUCGGACAGCUCGGCGUCUACUGCCUGGCCGACGCCCUGCCCUGGCGCCUCGCCACCGCCCUCUGCGCCGCCCCCUUCCUCGUCGUCUUCGUCCUCGCCUUCUUGGUGCCGGAGUCGCCCUACUGGCUGCUCCGCCAAGACCGGCCUGACGACGCAGCGAAGGCUCUGUCCCGUCUGCGAGGCUCCGCCAAGGACACCGGCGUGGAGCUCGACGAAAUCGCGAUGGGGAUCAAGGAACGUCCUCAGGCUACUCUCAAGGAUCAGGUGAAACAGCUGUCCUUCCCUCAGCACUUCCGGCCCGUCCUUUUCCUGGCGUCCGUGUUCGUGCUGCGGGAGCUGGGCGGCCAGUACGUCGUCUUCUCCUACACGGUGUACUUGUUCCGUGAGGCGGGCGUGUCCAUGGACGCCUACACGUGCACCAUCCUCGUGGGCGCCGUCCGCCUCGCCUGCACCGUGCUGGGGUCUCUCCUGCUGGACCGGGUGGGGCGCCGGCCGAUGCUCGUCGCGACGGGCGUGGUCUGCGGGCUGGCCGAGCUGGUGGGCGGGGUCUUCCUGCUGGGCCAGUUCCCGGGGGCGUCGUGGGUGCCCCUGGCGGCCGUGCUGGUGUUCGUGUCGUCCUACGGCCUCGGGCUCAGCCCCAUCCCCUGGGUGCUUCUGGGCGAGCUCCUGCCGACGGCCGUGCGCUCCGUCGGCACCUCCAUCUGCGUCUUCAACUUCGCCCUCUCCAUCUUCGUCGUGAGCUACACCUUCCCGCCGCUGGUCGAGCACGCCGGCGUCGGCACGGCGCUCAUCGCCUUCGCCGGCUUCCACGCCGUCCUCAGCCUCGUCGCGUGGGCCUUCCUGCCGGAGACGCGAGGGAAGUCGCUCAGCGAUCUCAAAGACGCCUUCACCUCCGCGCCCGAGGAGGCCGACUGCGCCGCGGCCGGGGGGGGCAAGCCAGCCGAAAAUGCCAAGGAUGCGAAUAUCUAAA